This is a messenger RNA of Misgurnus anguillicaudatus (oriental weatherfish), 1544 nucleotides long. RefSeq names its product secretion associated, Ras related GTPase 1Aa (gene sar1aa). Gene Ontology annotation, molecular function: GTP binding; GTPase activity. Lineage: Eukaryota; Metazoa; Chordata; Actinopteri; Cypriniformes; Cobitidae. The record is from RefSeq and is a predicted model, not a curated record. Gene Ontology annotation, biological process: intracellular protein transport.
UUUAAUCAAACUCUGAUAAACAGUCUGAUUGUUACACUGCGGUCGGAUGAUCUUCACUCAGGCCCGGAUUAAUUGUGCGCGCGCACGGGUUUAACCGAGCUGCCUAGAACAGUGAAACUUCUCAACAGCCACCUUGUCACUUUUAAGCUGGUCUUUACUAGAAACACAUCUACAAUGUCAUUUAUAUUUGACUGGAUCUACAGAGGCUUUAGUGGAAUCCUGCAGUUUUUAGGUUUGUAUAAGAAGUCCGGUAAGCUGGUGUUUCUUGGUUUAGACAACGCUGGAAAAACGACUCUACUGCACAUGCUGAAAGAUGAUCGAUUAGGACAACAUGUGCCUACUUUACAUCCCACAUCAGAGGAGUUGACCAUUGCUGGAAUGACCUUCACUACAUUUGAUCUGGGUGGUCAUGUACAAGCACGGAGGGUGUGGAAGAAUUAUCUACCUGCCGUCAACGGCAUCGUCUUUCUCGUUGAUUGUGCCGAUCACGAGCGCCUCGCAGAAUCAAAGGUGGAGCUUGACGCUUUACUCUCAGAUGAGACGAUCUCAAGUGUGCCGGUCCUGGUGUUGGGAAACAAGAUCGACCGACCAGAAGCUGUGAGUGAGACGAGUCUACGAGAGAUUUUCUGUCUGGAUGGACAAACCACAGGGAAGGGUAACGUCUCUUUGAAGGAGUUGAACGUACGGCCGCUGGAGGUCUUCAUGUGCAGCGUGCUGAAGAAACAGGGUUAUGGAGAAGGUUUCAGAUGGCUUUCACAGUACAUUGACUGAUUUUCUUGAGACAAUCUGCCCUGAUUUCAUUUCUGCUCUUGGUGAUUAUCAGCUCAUAUAAAGCAAUUAAUUGAUUUUACCCAUCAGUCAGUUCUUUUGUUAACCUCCUAUAAAGUUAAUUCAAGUCAUUUUACUUUGACCAGUGGUUAAAAUAUUCAGCAUUUAAAAGUGCAUGUUGGUUAAGAGAUGACAUAAUUUGACGGGUUAUUUUUAAAUGCUAAAAAUAUAAUCCAUAGUUGAAUAUCAUUACUUCAGCAUUUAUUAAUCUUCAUACUGUAAGAAUGAUGGACGCUUUUCAUUAUAUUAUCUGACAAACUCAUGAGUGUUUUUAAAUCCAAUCCUAACAUGCUGAAAUAGUCAGUGUGUGUUGUAAUUUACUUGGUACAAUAUCAGUUAUCAGUUGUAGAUAAUGUUCAUAUGAUCAGAUGUUUAGUGAUUGUCAUCAUCAUAGAGAUGUUUUUGUGCUGUAGAUGUUUUUGAUGAUCAGACGAGAGUCUGAUGAGAGAUCACCUACAGCACACACAUGCGUUCAUGUCAUUGUAAUAUACAACAGAUUUUUCCAGAUGUGUAAAUAUUGUGUACAAAUGAAGUAUAAAUGUGUUGUAUUGUUUAUAGCCUUGAAUUAAAUGUACAGGUAUCUGCCAUGUGAAAACAUCUAUAAAGAUUUUGAGGAAUGUGCACAUGCCAUGAUAUUUAUAUCUCAAUCUAGUCCAGUUUCAGACUUAAAACAAACAAUAAAUGAAUUCAUCAGAAAUAAAUGGCAAUCAGAAUGA